Molecule: messenger RNA, 4023 nt
Organism: Archocentrus centrarchus (flier cichlid)
Lineage: Eukaryota; Metazoa; Chordata; Actinopteri; Cichliformes; Cichlidae
Product: myocyte-specific enhancer factor 2D homolog
Exons: 14
Coding region: 543-2324 (593 amino acids)
Biological process (GO): positive regulation of transcription by RNA polymerase II; cell differentiation
Molecular function (GO): RNA polymerase II cis-regulatory region sequence-specific DNA binding; protein dimerization activity; DNA-binding transcription factor activity, RNA polymerase II-specific
Source: RefSeq, a predicted model, not a curated record
UACACUGGGUACGCUGUGUCGCCUGGGUGGAUAGUAUAGUUACAUCAACAUUAAAGGGAAUAAAAUGCCGCGGAUUCAUGUAAAUAGAGAGGUCGCUUCAGCGCAGAUAAUUAAUGUUUCUUAAUUAACACGGGUCACCUCUGGAGCGGUUAGUGGCAGGCUUGUUGUCGGUGUUUAUCAGCAAUAUUUCAGGUAACAUUGAUUGGAAGGCUUUGGAAGGUCAGACAUUGACUUGUUUACUAAAGGAGAAGAGUGUCAUCUUCCUCACCACAGCAGCUGCGGGGAAGUUUGUCACUUUAGUCCCCGUUGAUCAAAUGAUGAACUGAGAACUUUGUCAACCUCACGCGUCUCCGCAGCACCCACAGGUUAGAGGAGUCGACCACGUUGCCUCACCACACCUGGACAGAGAAAUGUGUUUGUGCGUGUCCUCGAGUGCAUGACCGUGUCUCAGUGUUUUCUGGCUGCACUUCCUCUCUCACCUUCUGAGAGGCGCUUCUGUACUUGACUGACUACAACAUUUGUCUUCACAACUCCAAAACAUCAUGGGUAGGAAAAAGAUUCAGAUCCAAAGGAUCACCGAUGAAAGGAACAAGCAGGUGACAUUCACAAAGCGGAAGUUUGGUUUGAUGAAGAAAGCCUAUGAGCUGAGUGUAUUGUGUGACUGCGAGAUUGCUCUGAUCAUCUUCAACCAUGCAAACAAGCUGUUCCAGUACGCCAGUACUGACAUGGACAAGGUCCUGCUCAAAUACACAGAGUACAAUGAGCCACACGAGAGCCGGACCAACGCUGAUAUCAUUGAGACUUUGAGAAAGAAAGGCUUCAAUGGCUGUGACAGCCCAGAGCCGGAUGGCGAAGACUCAAUUGACCAAAGUCCCAUUAAUGAUGACAAGUACCGUAAAACCACAGAGGACCUGGAUGUUCUUUUCAAACGCUACGGACAGUCGGCGGCUCCGCCUCAGACUUUCUCCAUGCCGGUCACCGUCCAGGCGACCAAUCAAAGCACACUGCAGUUCAGCAAUCCUGGCAACGCACUGGUAACUACCUCCUAUGUGACAUCAUCGUCGCUCACGGAUACCCACCUCCUGUCACCACAGCAACCGGCUCUUCAGAGAAAUACGGUGUCUCCUGGGUUGCCACAGCGACCAGCCAGUGCAGGCGCUCUUCUUGGAGGCGACCUGAAUAAUUCAAAUGGAGGAUGUCCAAGUCCAGUCCCUAAUGGAUACACCAGUGCCAGGGCCUCCCCAGGCCUCCUCACCGUUUCCAACGGCAACAGUCUGGGGAAAGUAGUUCCGGCCAAGUCUCCACCCCCACCUCAGAGCCCCCAGAUGGUCAACAGCCGCAAGCCAGACCUCCGAGUCAUCACCUCACAGGGCGGAAAGAGCCUCAUGCAGAUGACAGAGGAUGAGCUGGAAUUGGUAAACGAGAACGCCCAGCGGCUGGCAGCUGGAGCUCAAACUCUCACCACACCAGUGGUCUCUGUAGCCACACCGAGCCUCCUGGCACAGGGGCUGCCCUUCUCCGCCAUGCCCACAGCGUACAACACAGAGUACCAGCUGACCAGCGCGGAUAUCACUGCUCUACACGCUCUGGCAUCACCGGGCGGCUUGCUGCCCACCGGUGUGUCCACAUGGCAGCAGCAGCAGACGGUUUCCCAGCUACCGCAGCAGCAGCAACAGCAAACACAGCAGCAGCAACAGCUUAACUUAGCAUCACUUGGCAACUUGGUCAUGUGGGGCGUGGACAAACAGAGCAGCGAGCUGUCUAGCCAGGUGUCCAGUCUGGCUGCCAAUCUGAGUGUUGGCUCUCCGUCCAACCUGCUCUUGGGUAGAGAUGAGUGGUUGGGCCGGCCGGUGCCCAACAUCCCUCAAGGCGCCAUGCUGACCGUCAACACAAACUCCAGCGUGAGCAUCAAGUCAGAGCCCGUGUCGCCCGGCCGAGAUCGCAGCACCCCUUGCCCUCCCCCUUCUACCACGCCGUCCACGACCUCAGGAGGAACCAUCCUGACCGCUCCGCCUCAGUACCCUGGCUCCCUGCUGUGCCUGGAGCCCCCGACCGGUCGCUCGCCUGCAGACAGCGUAAGCAGCAACGCCAGCUCCUUCGAAGGCAGCGAUCGUGACGAUACCGGAGCAGCUGGUGGUGGCACUGCAGGUGCGGGUGGAGGAGGCGGUGGGGGCGGUGGCAGCACGGCAGGUGCUACAGGUCCCUCCAGCCGGUCCGUGCCGCCUGAUUUCAGCCCGUCGGCCGAGCUCCUCAGGGCGUCGAACGAACCGGAGCAGGAAGGAGGAAACAUCAAGCGCAUGAGAUUGGAUGCCUGGGUCACAUAGAGGCACCAACACCUCCUCUCUGCUCCCACAGUGAAGUUUUGGUGACUCCCACAACACGCACCCACAGUCAUUCUUAGUCUCCCCCCCCCACUGCCAUGUGACACUAUCACCACACACAGUUAUAUUAUUCAGCUGCGUCACCCAGACUUCAGAGGCUUUGCCAAAAAACGUAAAAACAAGCAUAAAAAUCCUUGGAGGAUCUGAGUGAGGAGAGGAUGGCUCAGUGCUCAGCUGGAUAUUUUAGCCCCUUGAAUGGAGGGACAGUAGAUUUUUAAAGCCUUCUUGCUUGAAUGGACUCCCAUAUAUUGAUAUUUUUCUGUUUGUUUUUUUUUUGUUUGUUUUGUUUUUGUUUUUUUGGUAGAAUUACGGUGUUCAAAGUGAAACCACAAAAAAACAUUUCUCUUUCACAUGGUUUCAGCAUCACCUCCGUGUAUUUACAUCAAGCUCUUUUCAUUUUAACACGUGACUCGUGGCUUGUCGACAUUACGAGACUAACGCCACAUGACUCGCCACUUUCUGCUCUCCCGAAUCCAGCGUUAUUUAGAUUGCGUGCUGUCGAUUCUUCUGUAAGGCACUUCCAAACUGCACUAAUGGAAAUAACUUUAUCUGGACAAAGACUGACCGAUUCUUGGCACUGACUAAACAGACUCAAACAAGGUCUUUCUAGGUAAGAAUAUUUCUGCAUCAAAGGAUCUUUUUUUCUGCUGCCACGACCUCAUGCAACCAGGCAGGCCCGAGCCCCUCAGGUGGCACUCUGCAGCUGUGGAGUCGAGCACCUCGCCAGAGUGCCAAUAUCAACUUCUCUUUAAGAUACUUUUUAAAAAAAAAAAAAAUGCCAAAUGCCCCUCGCACCCAGUGCAGGGACAUACUAUCACUCGCACUGUCAUGAAACAUUGAGAACCUGUCGAUGCUUUUCUGGCUUUGUGUUGGCAGUCACUUUGUUUGCAGAGUGGGGUGCUCCUCCCGUCCUCUCACCUCAUCGCCACUGGAACUCAGAUGGAAAUCCAGCCGGUCACUCAGCUUAUUACCAGGAGUGGAUGCCAUCCAGUGAAAUUCAAUAGUAAGAGGGGUUUUUUUUGUUUUUUUUUCUUCUUUUUUGAGUAGGGAAGUAUUUGGUUCUUUGAGUCCAAGUGUUCUCUAUCUGUUGGUAUUUUAAAAAUCUGUUAGUCGUCCAGAAGUAGGAAUUCUGACUUUGUAUAAAAAUCACUCCUUAUACAAAAAGCUUUGAUGUCCUCUUUAGCUCUCUAUAGCUCUCCUUAGCUCUUUGCCGUGUUUGGAAAAGUGAAAGGAAAAAGACAUUUUCUAUAUUUCUACCGCUUCAGUUGGCGAUAAAGUAAAAUAGCUUUUCGGCUUCAACGACGUGUAUGUACAUAUGAAUAUAUUUGCAUAGACUUUGCUAGGUAUCCCUAAAAACAAGCAAUGUGUUGAUUCUCAGUGGAUCUGUUUGCAUAUAUGAGUGUGCAUUUGAUAUGUUUUGAGAUACAGGUGCAGGGGUUACGCCGCGCUGGGUAGUGCCGGUGGAUCGGACGUGUUUCAGUAAACCUAUUUUAUUCUAGUGUUGAUGGUGUGUGCACUUUCUGUCUCUCACUCACAGAGGCCUGCUUGGUUGUGGUGUCAUCAUAUUCGCUUGCCACAUAUUUAAAAAAAAAAAAAAAAAAAAAAAAUUUAAGUUUACGAUCAAAGAAAAAUCAUACACCGU